Messenger RNA from Medicago truncatula (barrel medic), 2862 nucleotides. RefSeq lists its product as uncharacterized. The transcript is spliced from 5 exons. NCBI's taxonomy places the organism in Eukaryota, Viridiplantae, Streptophyta, Magnoliopsida, Fabales, Fabaceae. The coding region runs from base 241 to 2625 and encodes 794 amino acids. The record is from RefSeq and is a predicted model, not a curated record.
UUUAUUUUCUUCCUCCCUGCUCUUUCCAAAUUUUGAGUGUUUUUUACGCAAACCAUUUACUGUCUCCUUCUUCUCUCAUACCAUACAUCUUUUUCUUCAUUCCCUCAUUUGGACUAUCUUCUUUGAGUACAAACCAAACUCAUUUAACAAAAUUUCUUGUUUGGUUUUUGAUACGUUCAAGAAAAUAACCGUCAAAAAGAACUCAUUUUGUUGGAAGUUUUUCUUUUUCUUUCUUUGUUGAUGAUAAUGGAGAAAAGAAGUGGUAGCUUCCUUAGCUUCUUUGAUCGGAAUGGAAAAUCUCCAAAGAAACUCCUUUAUGUUUCAAACCACGCAAAGGAAAACAUUGAAAUCAUGCCAAUGUCACAGAUAAAGAUGGAUGAGAAUGGAGAAAAUCCUAGUAAUAUUGCAAGUACUGAUUUUAACUUUGCCUUAUUAUCAAUUAGUAGUGAUGAUGAUGAAGGGUGUGAUAAACCCCCAGGGCUAGUAGCCAGACUCAUGGGUUUGGAUUCAUUGUCUCAGUGCUCCUCCACUUCAUUAUGUUGUCACUUAGAUUCUUUAAACAUGGCACUUAAGUCAAACAAGUCUUCUUGUGAUACCAUUGAACCAAAGGCUCAUAAAGUGGGAAAUACAACAAUGAAAAGAUUUCAAAAUGAAACUUUGUUUUCAAAGUCUGCUAAACCCAUUUCAGUUACUCACAACAAACAUUUGUCUCCUAUAAAAAGUCACGUUAAUAUGAAACCUAAGAAUACAGCAUAUAUAAUGGGAGCAUCUGCUAAGAGAAUUGUGGCAAGUCCCGAACUAUAUAUGAGGAGCACAAUGUCUUCAAUUGGACAUUUAUCUGUUCCUCUGCGAACUCUUGAUCUGCAAGAGAAAUUGGAAAUAGCGCAACUCGGAUCCAAGAUGAGGAGCAACUUAUAUAAGUCUACUUCAAUCUUCAAAGGUUCAAGAGAUUCAGAAAAUAAUAGGUCUUGCCUUGGUAAAGGAAAAUUUGCUUCACUUGCAACACCAUCCAAAACCCUUGUUCAAAGUAGGGAUACAUUGAAUUUGAAUGGAAAUAGGAGAUACUUGAAGAAGAAAGAGAUAAAAUCAAACCAUAAAAAUUGGAAUGGUCAGAACAGCACCGUUCUUAGGCAAACCAGCAAAGGUAAAUCAUCUUCAAAAGUUGACACCAAUAAGUCAACACAAACCUGUUCUUCAGAAAGUUCGACCGGAGCUAGGACGACGACAAACAAAUGUGCUGUAAAUUCUUACUAUGAAUCCAAAAAGUCCAGAACAAGAGUAACUGAUAAGCAAAAGGAGCUUUCAGUAUCCAAAAGAAAGAGUUCUUCCGAAAAGAAGAGGUGUGAUCAGAAUGAUGCACGAGGUUCUGAUAAUGUAGUUAAUACUCAUGAUAGAAAGUCUAUAAAAUGUAAUGUUACAAUGGAUGAAAGUAUUUACAAUGAUGCAUAUAGCAUGACAGAAAGCAGGGAUGUCAUUUCAUUUACAUUUAAAUCUCCAUUGAGGAAAAAUGCAUCUCAGUCGCAGUCGACUACUAAGCAAGUGAUGGAAACAAGGACCAGAAUUGAUGUCGAUUCUUUUCUUCAUGUUGAUAAGGUUUAUCCUACCAGGUUACAUGUAAUGGAUGUUGAUACAUUAAGUGUCAUGUUAUCUCACAUUAACCCACCUCAAUGUACCUUGGAAAUAGAAAGGUGUUCUGAUGAUUUUGAAUCUAUUUCGGAAGAUAGAUUUAACAACAUGGCAUGCAACACAUCAAGGGAACAUGACAAUUUCUUUCACCUGAACCUGCUUAGUGAUAAACUGGACAGCAUGGAUGACAAUUGCUGUUCUUCAAAUUAUUAUACAAUUCCUGGCAUGAAUCAGCAACUUCAGAUAUCAGAACCAAUGGAAGAUCUGAGCCGUAACAGCAAUGAAAGCAGAGACGAUUUAUGUUAUCAGCAUACAAGAACUGUUGCUACUUUUGAAAAUCCUUUCAUCAGCAAAAGUAACUUGGAUAGUGAAGAUAGCACAUAUGGAGGCAACAGAGUUUAUUCUUCCAUGCAAGAUGAAAAAGUAUAUAGUUCUCAAAUAAAUGAAUCUAUAUCACCUGAAUACAAGAUGAAUUGGUCAGAGAAAAGCUCUACAAGAUCGUCAAGGAUGAUGGAACUUGAAUAUGUAAAGGAUAUACUCCGCAAUGUAGAAUUGAUAGCAGAAGAGUUAGUGGUGGGUGAGACAGACAAUAUAAUGAUGCUAACUCUCUUUGAUCUGUUGGAGAAUCAAAGAACUGGUGUGGAAAGCUAUGAAGAAUACUCUAAGCUCAAAAGGAAAGCUAUAUUUGACUGUGUAAGUGAAUGCAUAGAAUUAAGAUGUAGGCAAGUUUUUGUUACAAGGUGCAAAGCAUGGCCUAGAUGCAUGGUGGCAUCAGUGAAGAGGAAAGGUUGGUUAGCAGAAGUGUACAAGGAGAUGGUGGAAUUUAGAAGCAUGGAAGAAGAGGUGAUGGUGGAUGAGCUUGUUAGCAAGGACAUGAGCACUCCAUUGGGUAGAUGGCUUGACUUUGACAUUGAAGCCUUUGAAAAUGGCUUAGAACUUGAGCUUGACAUAGUUACCUAUUUGAUAGAUGAAUUGGUUUCUGAUUUGUGGCUUGUUUAAAUCCCUUGGUACAUCAAUCUCAUUGAAUGAAAAUUCACACAUUAUUAGAGGAAGAUCAAUCUCAUUGAGGAUUUACAAUAGAAUUUACGUAUAACCUCAACUAUAGAUUUUUGGAUUUGAACCCGAGUCACAUCGAGUGAGCGGAAGGUCCAACUAUGUAUGUGAAAUGUGAACUACAAUUGGCUAAAUAAUGAUAUUUUUUUGGUCAACUGGAUUAUUAAUUAUAUGAUUAGCAUU